This is a messenger RNA of Cannabis sativa, 1812 nucleotides long. RefSeq names its product probable E3 ubiquitin-protein ligase LOG2. Lineage: Eukaryota; Viridiplantae; Streptophyta; Magnoliopsida; Rosales; Cannabaceae. Bases 189 to 1277 code for a protein of 362 amino acids. The record is from RefSeq and is a predicted model, not a curated record. Gene Ontology annotation, molecular function: ubiquitin protein ligase activity. The transcript has 4 exons. Gene Ontology annotation, biological process: protein ubiquitination.
UUAUUUUUCUAAAAAAUUAAAAAUAAAUAACAAUUAAUUCUCAUUUUCAUUUUUCAAUCAAAAAAAAUAUUAUUAUUCUAUAUUGAGAUAAACUCUGCUAGAAUAGAAGAAUCCAUUGAGGAUAGCAGAAUUUUUAUUUUUCAUUUUUUUUUUGUAUUAAAUUAUUCCCUUAAAGGGUUAAACAAUUGAUGGGAAACGUCGGAAGCAAUAGCGUUGGUCGUCGGAGGAAUCGUAACAAUUCAACUCCGGCGAAUCAACACUCUCCACCACCUCCUCCUCCUCCGCCGCCGCCGGAAACUACUGGGAAUAGAUAUGUUUUCGCUGCUGCCACUCCUUACCCAUCUCAAUACCCAAACCCUAAUCCACCGCCUUACUAUCACCACCACCCGAUUUACUACCAGCCACCGCCUGUUCCGUCUCUGUUUCGCGGUGGCGGGAUGUACCCGGGUCCGGGCCCUGUUAAUGGUAACUGGGUCGGGCCUCAGUACCCUUACGGAGCCCCGGUUCCUCAUCCGGGUGCUGGUCCAUAUAUGGAUCAUCAGAAAGCUGUUACUAUAAGGAAUGAUGUCAAUGUGAAGAAGGAGACUCUAAAGGUCGAGCCUGAUGAGGAGAAUCCGGGAAAGUUUCUAGUUGCUUUCACUUUUGAUGCCACAGCUCCUGGAAGCAUUACAGUUAUGUUUUUCGCUAAAGAAGAUCUAGAUUGCAACCUCGAGGUUACAAAGGAAAGCUUGCUUAAACCAGUCACUGUGCCUUUUGAGCAAGGCCUUGGUCAGAAGUUUAGACAACCUGCUGGAACUGGAAUUGACUUCUCAAUGUUUGAUGAGUCUGAGUUGAUUAAGGGGAAUGAUACCGAGAUCUAUCCUCUUGUUGUGAGGGCUGAAGCAUGCCCAUUAAACCAGAAUGAGCAAGAAUCUGAUGCAAGUUCAGCUGGAAAUUCUCAGAUCACUCAGGCAGUGUUUGAAAAAGACAAAGGUGUAUACCAGGUGCGGGUGAUGAAGCAGAUUUUGUGGGUGAAUAAGAUGAGAUACGAGCUGCAAGAGAUCUAUGGAAUUGGGAAUACAGUUGAUGAUGGUGAUUUUGAUGGGAAUGAUUCUGGAAAAGAAUGUGUGAUUUGCUUGUCAGAACCCCGAGACACAACCGUUCUUCCUUGUCGCCACAUGUGCAUGUGUAGCGGCUGUGCUAAGGUUCUGAGGUUCCAGACAGACCGAUGUCCCAUCUGCAGGCAACCAGUCGAGCGACUCCUGGAAAUCAAAGUAAACAAUGGUCCAGAUGGGUGAGGCCCGAGUAUGAUCUGCUAUCAAUUGAAUUCUGUAAAGUAACUAUAGAUUUUUCUUUACCUUUUAAAACUCUCCUUUCACAGUAAUAACAAACAGGCAGUCCCGGAUUCAGGCACAGUAUAGAGACAUUAUUUCAGUGCAAUUAAUAUAUCGAACUCUUUGUUUUUGUAAAUGGUUCUCGCUCUCUCUCGUCCUGUUCUCGACUUGAUUAUCUGCAGCUCUUUGAGAUUGAUGAUAAAGCGACCGAAAGAUGAUGUAUUCAUUCCUACAAAGGCUAAGGCUAAAACACUCUGAUGCUUUGAAUUUUCGAAGUUUUCUUUCGGGCGUCGGUUGAGGUCUCAUGCUCUAAAAGAAGAAAGGGAAACAUGGAUUUGUUGUGUAGAAAUUAGAAUUUUCUCAGCUUUGUGCUUCUUUAGUUGUCUCUGGAUUUGGUUUUCUCCCUUAAUCUCUCAAUUCUCAUCUAGAGACUAUCAAUGAAAAAAGAGAAGAAAAUAAUGCAUUUUUCAGUUGAAUAAAAAGUCGUUUUUUACAGUUA